CACAAAAGGCGCCACAAGAAUAAUUAGGCAUGCCGCACUCUAUACUCAGGUCUGUACACUCUGCGCUGGCGGGGAUAUAGAAGCUCCCGAUUGGCCCGAGCUCGAAGCUAUGCAACCUGACGUAUUUAUGCAAGUACGCAAUGGAAGAGAAGAAAUAGAAGCUUGGCCGUAGAAAGGCCCCGGUGCACUCUGCACAGCUGCACUUUGACACUUCUAGAGUGCUGUGCACCACGAUCCGCGACGUCUGCUCUAACUUUACCAGCCCCUAGGAGGAGUCAGUCAGUCAGCCAGCUAGCCCAGCGUCUCUCCAUCGCCCAACCUCUUUCUCGCCGAGGCACAUGGCAUCUCCCAUUUAAGGACUCUCCAGAUCCCUCUCCUCCCCCUAAACCCCUGAGGACAAGGCCAUCAUAUCGAAGCUCACGGCCAGGCAAAUGCAGUCGAGUCGAAAAUCAUGGACCAAGACACGAGACCACUAGCCUCUCUCUCCCUGACGCACGUCUACUAUGACCCCGACGACUCCCUCUCCUUCCUCUGCGCAUGGCUCGCGCUCCUCCCGCAAGCCCUCUGCAUCGUCUACGCGACCCUGAUCUGGUCCACCCGCGAGGUCGAAAUCGCCCUCAUGUUCGCCGGCCAGCUGGGCUGCGAAGCCAUCAACUUUGCCCUCAAGCGCCUGAUCAAGGAGGAGCGCCCCCGCCGCAUCCACGGAAAGGGCUACGGCAUGCCCAGCUCCCACGCCCAGUUUGUCGCCUACUGGUCCGUCUUCCUCGUCCUCUUCUUGCUGGUCAGGCACCGUCCCUCGUCCGCGCGCCGGCACCACCGGCCGUACUCGCUCGUCGAGCGCGUCGUGGUUAGUGUCGCUGCCCUGGGCAUCGCUGCGGCCGUGGCGUGGAGCCGGAUAUACCUAAAUUACCACACCGAGAAGCAGGUGAUGGUGGGGUGCUUGGCCGGGACGGUGUGUGCCAUCGGCUGGUUUUUGGUCACGGCUAUUGCGAGGGAUUUUGGGCUUCUGGCCUGGGGCUUGCAGACGCCCGUUGCGCGGUUGUUCAGGUUUCGGGAUCUGGUUGUGGAAGAAGACCCCUGCCAGGCUGGCUGGGAUAAGUGGGAGGAGAGGCGUGUGGAAGCAGACCAGCAGAAGACUAAAUAAAAUAAGCAGAGCUACGUUGGCUUCUUUCGUUGUGGAAUCCGCAGGACCUUGUGCACCGAGGCAAAGCAGAUGAAUUACCACUAGCAUCGCUGUUUUGAUUGUGUGUUGGUGGCAGUAGGCUUGCCAAUUUUUUGCACCAACCUCAUGAUACCCUCAAAUCGCCGUACGUGGCAUCCCAUGAUACCGCUAAAUGUCUGAC
This is a messenger RNA of Colletotrichum acutatum, 1343 nucleotides long. Its product is annotated as PAP2 superfamily protein. Bases 452 to 1144 code for a protein of 230 amino acids. Lineage: Eukaryota; Fungi; Ascomycota; Sordariomycetes; Glomerellales; Glomerellaceae. Gene Ontology annotation, molecular function: dolichyldiphosphatase activity. The transcript is spliced from 2 exons. The record is from RefSeq and is a predicted model, not a curated record. Gene Ontology annotation, cellular component: endoplasmic reticulum membrane; intracellular membrane-bounded organelle. Gene Ontology annotation, biological process: protein N-linked glycosylation; lipid biosynthetic process.